GUUUGUGUGAUAUUAGACAUAAAUCAUCCACGCGCUAAAUCCAGAUCUUCUAGAGUCUUCUUAUCGGUGGUCCAGCGUAUUCCUGUCUUCUCACUCCCCAUGUAUGGUGUUCCGCGUAAUCCAGUUCACCACAAAUAAAAAUAUCAUCUGUGAUAAUAGACAGUCUUGUCUUACUCCUGUAUUCACUUCAAACGCCUCACUGAGUCUUCCAGUUUGUAAUGCUUUUGUGUAAUAUCGUUCUAUUAAAGAAUGACACUAUGAAGUAUAUUAUGUGUAUUAGUUUCACUAUCAUAUUAGGUGUUCCUUUCAUUCCGAGGGGAGUUUACAGCCUUAUCUCCAUGACCAUCGGUUCUCUGCCAACACUUGUAACCGGCCUGCGCCAGCAACUGACUGCCCACAAGUUUUCAUUUCUUCUUCACAUAUUCUUCUCCAUUUCACCCUCGGACCUACGCGCGACCUAUUGCGCUUCCCAUUAGGAUUCCACUUGAGAGUUUGAUUUUUGAUAUCACUUGUAGGUCCAUCUGCAUUUCUUUCUACGUAAUUUGUUUGCGGGUUCUCUGCUAGCCAGAGUUUCUUGUUACUUAUUCUUUGUGGCCGGUCAUCUUAUCUUCAGUAUUGAGGCUUUUAAGCUUAUUAUGCAGGGGAAAUUGUAUAAGUUAAAUGAACCUUAUUGUAUGUAUUACCUGUUUUAACGUUAUUUAGGCUUUAGGUUUUGUUGUUUUUAUUUCAAUGUUUUUAUCGGUUAAACUGAAAUGUACUCAUUGGAGGAAUACAAUGUCUGCAUUUUUCUUCUUCUCUGCUUUGUGUUUUUAGCUUCAAAUCUUUUAAAUAUGUCUACACGUGAAGCUCCAGCAUCAGUAUCAGCAAUUCGUAAUCCUAAUAGUCAAUUGGCUGGUCUUGCGCCUAGACCUCCACUUUCCGAUGCAGCUUUAUUCUCACUGGUGCUGACUGUACGUGAAGCUGGUCGACGCUUGGCAAUGAGUGAUUAUGCUAUCGCUACUGCUUGUACAAUUCUACAUCGUGCUCUACGUGUUCUUACUACAGGUGAUGAACAGCCUAAUCCAUUAGUUGCUCCGUCGAAUUCAGCUGUCAAUGGAUCUGAUGCACUAUCGGGUUUUGAUUCAAUCGAACAAUCGUAUAAGCAUAGUUUAGGAGAUAUAGAUCCUCAUACAAUAGCUAUGGCAUCUAUCAGUCUUGGAGGCAAAGUACAGGAAGAGCAUCAACGUCUUCGAGAUGUAAUUGUCUCUUAUUAUAGGACUCUUCAUAAAAAUCGACGAUCUCCUCUUGAAGUUGGAGAGGAUUAUGAUCGUCUACGGGAAAGUCUUGUACAAACAGAAUUGUUUUUAAUGCGUCUAUUGGCUUAUCAUGUACGCCGGCCUUCUUUACCACAUCCGUAUUUAGUGCAUUAUCUACACUCACUACUCCAUUGGGUUGGCAAAGGUAUAGCACAACCGUGUGGAAGUGAUCUCAGUGCACCUGGGAAUACUGUAAAUGCAUCUGCUAUUGCAUUGGCCCGACUUCCUGGUUUAGCGUGGUCGAUUUUAGCAGAUACAUAUCAGUCGUCAAUGUGUUUAGAUUUCGCACCUGAGCAUAUUGCGGCAGCUGUAUUACACCUAGCUUUACGGAUAGCUGGUGUUGAGAUUCCUGGUAAUCGACACUCUGAAAUGGCUUGGUGGCAGGCAAUUUCAGACAGUCUGUCUCGUGAAAUAGUUGAACAAAUCCAAUUACGUGUAAUGGAUAUCUAUGCAGUUGAUGAUAAAUUCAAGGCUAGUUCAAUGAAAAAUUUCACGGAUGAAUUCUAAACAACAUCCAACCCCACCAAGCCCAGCCCCGUCCCACCGUAUGUUUCAUUCGAGCAUUGUGCAUUUUUCCUGCUGUAAUUUGUUUUUUUGUACAUUCAGGAUUUUGAAAGAAAGAAAAAAGAAGGGGGGGAGAGAAAGCAAAGUAUUUCAGUUUUUAUCAUUCUUAUUCUUCUUAUUAUUGUAAAAAGAAAAAUCCACUAUUCAAUUUGUUUUCUUCUUCUUUUGUUAUGAGCACAACGUUUUGUUUAUUACUGUCCUUUAGUAGACUCUAUCAAUUAUUGCAUCCAUGUAUCUCAUCAUCCUCCUCCUUAGUUUUUACUUGGAUGGCCAACAUUGUGUCGUGUGUAAUAUAUAUUUGUGUAUUGUGGAUACGUCUUUGUUUAUGAAUUACAAGUGAAUUGAAG
Messenger RNA from Trichobilharzia szidati, 2206 nucleotides. The record is from the annotation of a GenBank genome assembly. NCBI's taxonomy places the organism in Eukaryota, Metazoa, Platyhelminthes, Trematoda, Strigeidida, Schistosomatidae.